Rangifer tarandus platyrhynchus (Svalbard reindeer) is the source of this 606-nucleotide messenger RNA. The record is from the annotation of a GenBank genome assembly. Lineage: Eukaryota; Metazoa; Chordata; Mammalia; Artiodactyla; Cervidae.
AUGGAGUGGGUGUGGGCGCUAGUGCUACUGGCGGCGCUGGGCAGCGCCCGAGCGGAGCGCGACUGCCGGGUGAGCAGCUUCCGAGUCAAGGAGAACUUCGACAAGGCUCGCUUCGCCGGCACCUGGUACGCCAUGGCCAAGAAGGACCCCGAGGGCCUCUUUCUGCAAGACAACAUCGUCGCCGAGUUCUCCGUGGACGAGAAUGGCCACAUGAGCGCCACGGCCAAGGGCCGAGUCCGUCUUUUAAAUAACUGGGACGUGUGUGCAGACAUGGUGGGCACCUUCACAGACACUGAGGACCCUGCCAAGUUCAAGAUGAAGUACUGGGGCGUAGCGUCCUUUCUCCAGAAAGGAAACGAUGACCACUGGAUCAUUGACACGGACUAUGAGACCUAUGCCUUGCAGUACUCCUGCCGCCUCCUGAACCUCGAUGGCACCUGCGCUGACAGCUACUCUUUCGUAUUCGCCCGAGACCCCAGCGGCUUUUCCCCGGAAGUGCAGAAAAUCGUGCGGCAGAGGCAGGAGGAGCUGUGCCUGGCCAGGCAGUACCGGCUGAUCCCUCACAAUGGUUACUGUGAUGGCAAGUCAGAACGAAACACUUUGUAG